This is a messenger RNA of Triticum aestivum (bread wheat), 918 nucleotides long. Its product is annotated as alanine--tRNA ligase-like. Lineage: Eukaryota; Viridiplantae; Streptophyta; Magnoliopsida; Poales; Poaceae. The record is from RefSeq and is a predicted model, not a curated record. The transcript has a single exon. Gene Ontology annotation, biological process: alanyl-tRNA aminoacylation. Gene Ontology annotation, molecular function: alanine-tRNA ligase activity; ATP binding; aminoacyl-tRNA deacylase activity. Gene Ontology annotation, cellular component: mitochondrion; chloroplast. Bases 307 to 696 code for a protein of 129 amino acids.
AUUACAGAAACAUAACAAGUGCUUCAUCUGCACCGCCCAAUCUUCACAGAGAAAUCAAUGACCAUGACUUGCAGGGCCGGGUUAGCUACCGAAGAGAACCUUCAGAAUCCGAGUACGUCCCGUCGGCCGUCUCCAGAAUCCGAGAUUGUAUAGUAUGCGUUUCCCCGGCUUCCGUUUUCAACUGGGUUUUUUAAGGGUCAAGAAAGAAAAAGAAAAACUAGGGUUUUGCCUGCCGACACCGCCGCCAUCCACCUCUCCUCCUUCCGAGCAUCUACGGUCGCCGUCGCCGCCACCGCCGGCCCUCCGAUGGAGGGGCCGCCAGAUUGGACGGCCGCCCGGGACCGGGAGGUUUUCAUCAACUACUUCGAGUCCAAGUCAUGGCCGUCGUCGUCGAGCCCCUUGGUACCCGUCGACGACCCCGCGACCUUGUUCGCCAACGCCGGGAUGAACCAGUUCAAGCCGGUAUUCCUCGGCACCGCCGCCCCCGAUUCGCAGCUUGGCAGCCUGCGCGGCGCCUGCAACAGCCAGAAGCGCAUCCGCGCCGAAGCACAACGACCUCGACGACGUGGGGAAGGAGGAGGCCAUCGGGUAUGCGUGGGAGCACCUGUCGGAUUCUUGCCUUCGCUCCCCCUUUUGAUGCUAGUUUCUACCACACUGCUGUACCUCUGCAGCAGAUUAUGGAUCGGUAAAGUUUAAGUGAAAAGUUUAGGUUCUCUUUGGUGGUUUCAAUGGUGAGUGAGAUUAAGCUUGUGUUUUUGUGAUGAUGAUGUAAGUAGACAGUAAGCACGAGAUGAUGCAAGACGAGGGUCUGUGACUUAUGUGGUAAUCUUGUAGUAGUUUUUAGUUUGUCUUUCGCACAUGUUAAUCCAUUGGAGAGAGCUGAUAUGCGAUGAUAUAUACAAAGUUGCAGUGAGAUUU